Molecule: messenger RNA, 2815 nt
Organism: Betta splendens (Siamese fighting fish)
Lineage: Eukaryota; Metazoa; Chordata; Actinopteri; Anabantiformes; Osphronemidae
Gene: abhd11
Product: abhydrolase domain containing 11
Exons: 6
Coding region: 145-1068 (307 amino acids)
Cellular component (GO): mitochondrion
Source: RefSeq, a predicted model, not a curated record
CGCACCGUCAGCUGUUGACAGCUCUGUUCAAUCUCGACCUCCGGAGCGCCGCUGUGUGUGCUCGCCGAGUCUCUGCUGUCAUUCUGCCCGUCCCUGAAAGCACAUGCUGUUUGCCAACCGCCCGGUAACGGAGCAUAUGCUGCCAUGAGUGCUUUAUGUCGCCUCGCCCUGACAGGACGUCUGCGGGCUCGGCAGUCGCUGCGUUUAUUCCCCGGACAGCAGGAUGUGUGUGUGCUGGCUCCCUCGGUGCGGACCGCCAGCUCAUCCAGCCCAGUCAACUUGACCUAUGAUGUCUUCGAUGGCAAGGGAGAGAGCACUCCCCUGGUGUUUCUCCAUGGCCUCUUUGGCAGCAAGUCUAACUUCCACUCAAUAGCAAAGUCCUUGGUACAGCGUACAGGCCGAAAGGUGCUGACUGUAGAUGCCCGUAACCAUGGCAACAGCCCUCACAGCUCAGUGCUGACCUAUGAAGCGAUGAGCAGUGAUUUGAAGCACCUCUUGGCCAAGCUACAUAUUGAGAAAUGCAUCCUCAUUGGCCACAGCAUGGGAGGAAAAACAGCCAUGACCACUGCCCUGAUGCAGCCGGGUUUAGUGGAAAGCUUGGUGGUAGUUGACAUCAGUCCGUCCCAGACCACCACACGCACCAAUUUCCACUCUUACAUCCAGGCCAUGCAGGAGAUGAAAAUAUCCAGUGACAUCCCUCGUUCCACCGCCAGGAGGAUGGCUGAGGAUCAGCUGCGCCGUUUGGUCAAGGAGCACUCUGUGCGUCAGUUCCUGCUGACUAACCUGGUGGAGCAGAACGGUCACUAUGCCUGGAGGGUAAACUUGGAGGCUAUCUCGGCGCAUCUGGAUGACAUCAUGAGUUUCCCCAACUUUACCAGCACCUAUGAUGGACCUACGCUGUUUUUGGGAGGAGCGAGUUCUGCUUAUAUUAGCUCUGAUGAUUAUCCCGAAAUCCAGAGGCUGUUCCCAAACGCUGACAUCCAGUACAUCCCAGAUGCGAGUCACUGGAUCCACGCCGACAAACCCUUAGAUUUCAUCAGCACCAUCAUUUCAUUUCUUCAGUCCUAGCUGCGUCGCCUGGACCUCAAGACUUUUUAUGCUCAGUACAUUUGAGCAUCCACCUGCUGAACAUGGUGAGAAUCCUGCAGAACGAAUGGAGCCGCUAGCGAGGCUAACAUCUGCCAACACUGGACCAAACCCAUUCUUUUACAGCAGCCGGUUUUUACCUUUUAACCGUGUCAAACUUUGCCUAGUGUGUUGUGUGUGAACUUUUGUUUUACCCCUUUGCCAGACAAGUAGUGUUAGAAGAUCGGCAGGUUGCAGACGUGUUUUUAAUGAUCUUUGAGUUCAGUAGCAAGAGAAUAGCAAUGAAAAUACUUACAGUUUAACAUGGCCAGGCUGUUUUGGAGAUGUACUAAUCCAAAGAAUUUCUUAUUUGCACAGUGCUUUUUUAUGUUGGUGUAGUUAUGUCAGUACAAAAGGAAAGUGGUUCUAUGCCGAGUACAAUCUUUGAAGUGGACCAGCAUCACAAUGGUCGGAUAUGAAAGUCUUGACAGCUCUGGAAUGAAACAAAAACUCAAAAAGUUGAAGAAUGUGCACAGCGUUAAUAGUUUUUCAGCACAAGGCAGUCUUGUAUGGAGUGUGAGGAGGUUCCGGCUCAGAAGAGACGCUCUAACACAGACUUUGUGUUUACAGGUUGUAGGAACUUGAGCCUAGUGAUAUACUAUGCGGUAUUUCUUUCUGGACGAUUAAUUUUAUGGUUAUGGUUAUGGUUUCUCUGUCACAACUCAUGGUCAUUAAGAGCACUGGUUAUAUUUUUAUGCCAACAUCGUCAUCAACCAAGCUGCAACAUUUGAGUAUGAUCAUUUUGUUUCCUGAAUAUCUCAGGUUACAACUGGAUAUGUAACUUACUAUAAUCUUCUACUAUCCUUCUGUGUAUCUGAAAGCAAGCCGUGGUAAUGUCGUCGUGUCUUUGUGUUUGGUCAGUCCAACCAGUGUUUUGAUAGAACAUAUUUAACGAUUUAUUGUCCCUAUCUCACCUAUCUUUACAACUUAGGCGCAACUCUAUAUGGGUAUGUCACGAGUAUAUGCUGCAUAAAAGUGUAUGUUGUUAUUUAAUCGUAAGGUAUUACUGUAAUUUUUUGUUUCCAUAGGUAUGAACAGUACAGUCCAGUAGUGAAACUGCCAUCAGUGUGAAUAAUAAGCAGGGUGUUGUAAAUUUGUACGUCAAGAGCUCCUUUUACAUUUCUAGAACCUGAUUUAAUUAAAGGCAACUUUAUUCCAUAGUAAUAACUAGAAAACUUAAGCUUGGCAGCUGGGUUGCCAGUUCAAUGUGACUUUUCUCACAUUAAAAGGAGAACAGAUGAGGAUCACUUCACGAUAGGCUUUAAAAUAUUAGUUACUAUCACAUUCUUUGUUUUCUAAGCUCCAGUUAAUUGUCAAAAAGACAAAUGUCUUGCUGCACAAUGUGAAGAGAUUGUUUGGGGGUUGGUGCUGAUACCUGAAUGCAGAUCCUCAUCAAAGGAGAGCUCUGUGUUAACAGAGAAGUGGGUUUAUUUAAUCAUAGUGGGAUGUUGUUUGAAGGCUAAUCGUGUUCAGGAUUGUAUAUUUCACUAUGCGCAUGCCUUUACUUGUGUCAUCAGGUGUGACUUUGCUGUAUUAUGUGUCCCAUGUUGCCACGGUGGCAGCACUCAAUCUAAAUACUGACCUAUAUACAUUUUAAAUGUGUGACAGAAGCUUAUAGAAGGUGAUUAUAUAUUGUUAAAAAUGUACAAACUAAUAUUAUACAAUAAAUUUGCAAAAUCCUGCAACAACA